UUCCUUCUAUUGGAAAGACAAAAUGCUCUGGCUAUAAAUAUCUGCUCCCCUAACCUGCUUAAGGUUUAACGAUUUACAGAGAGAGAGGAUGAAGAUUGUUCCUUUCUUCACAUCUUUGUCAAGGUCGGUUCAUGAAGAACAAGAUGAUCAUGAUGACCAGGAAUCAAAAGCAGGUAUCGAUAGCAGUGGCCCUAGUGGGGCUUGCACAUCGAUAUCAUUAACAGUAUGGAGAAAAUCUCUUGUAAUUAGCUGUAAAGGGUUCACAGUGAUCGAUUCCAAUGGAGAUCUGGUUUAUCGGGUCGACAACUAUGUCGGUCAUCCUCAAGAAGUCACUCUCAUGGAUGGCUCUGGGAAAUCGGUCCUCACAAUGCGUCGUAACAAGAAGUUUAGUCUGGUAGAGAGCUGGUUCGUGUACGAAGGAGACGUGGGAGACUUUUUCACAGCAAGAACAACUACAGCAGCAGCACCAAAGAGUUGGCCAGUUUUUUGCGUGAGGAAGAACAAGAACAUGUUAAAUGCCAAUCCCACUACACUUGCCCAUGUAUAUCGUGAAGCAUCGGGUAGUCAUAAAAAAUGUGCUUAUGUGAUUGAAGGGUCUUACACGCAUCGAUCAUGCAAGGUAUUGGAGGAGUUCUCGAGGAAUGUGGUGGCUGAGAUUAAGAGGAAGGAAGCAAAUGUUGGAGGAGUUUCUUAUGGGCUGGAGGUUUUCCAUUUGGUUGUGCAUCCUGGAUUUGAUCCUGGAUUUGCAAUGGCGCUUGUGCUAUUAUUAGAUCAAAUGUUUUAAUUUAUUAGGCUUUUAUCAUUAUUAUUUAUAUAUUUUCUUGAAGAACAUAUUGGAAUAUGAUUUCAGGAAAGUAAUGAGUUUCUAAUUUAUAUAGUGUAACGUCUCACUCUACUGACUAUACGAAUACAUUGUAAUAUAAUCAAAACCAUUUAUCUUUUUAUAUA
Messenger RNA from Rosa chinensis, 948 nucleotides. RefSeq names its product protein LURP-one-related 17. Bases 89 to 784 code for a protein of 231 amino acids. The transcript has 2 exons. The record is from RefSeq and is a predicted model, not a curated record. Lineage: Eukaryota; Viridiplantae; Streptophyta; Magnoliopsida; Rosales; Rosaceae.